AUGGCACCCCUCACACGUUUCCAAACGGCCGGAACGCUUAUCAUUAGCGAGGCAACCUUUAUUGCAUCUGAGGCUGGGGGAUUCGAUAACGUACCAGGAAUAUGGAAUAAUAGACAGAUUGCUGCCUGGAAAAAAGUGAAGUUCCUCUGGUUCGUUCAUGGUUAUCAUCUCAUAGCUAUCCACCAGGUUGCAGACGCAGUUCAUUCUAAAGGAUCCUACAUAUUCAUGCAGUUAUGGGCAUUGGGGCGAUCCGCGCAGCUGGAGGUAUUAGAACGGGAGGGUCACCCUUACGUGUCGUCAUCGGCUUCAAUCUUGGAACGAGAAGGAUACCCGAAAGUACCGCCUCGGCAGCUAACCAGGUCAGAAAUUAAGAAAUAUGUAGAGCAUUAUGCGCAGGCUGCUCGUAACGCGGUCUUUGGAGCUGGAUUUGAUGGGGUAGAAAUUCAUGGAGCAAAUGGCUAUCUCAUAGAUCAAUUUACCCAAGAUACGUGCAAUAAACGGAACGAUGAGUACGGAGGCAGCAUUGAGAACCGUAGCCGAUUCGCCCUUGAAGUGGUCGCAGCUGUUUCAGAAGCUGUGGGAGCAAAGAACAGGAAUAAGAUUUUCGCCUUGGGGAAAGUUUCAGGAAUGCGUAUGAAGAACCCAAUACCGACAUUUGCAUAUUUGGUGUCCGAAAUCGCUCAACGACACCCGGAAUUAGCAUACCUGCACUUUGUAGAACCCGUCGUCUCUGGGCCAAACGACGCAAAGGAUCAGGUCCAUGAUGUUGGUUCAGCCACGCCAAAUACCAACGAAUUCGCCCGAGUUAUUUGGCAGCCACGUCCGUUUCUCAGUGCCGGUGGGUUUACAGCCCAGUCUGCCUUCGUAGAGGCCGAAACUAGGGAUACUGGAGUCGUAAUGGGACGAUACUUCAUCGCCAACCCCGAUCUUCCCGAGCGUCUUCGACAUGGAGUUGCGCUUACGCCAUACAACCGAAAAACCUUUUACACCCGAGGACCUGGGGCAUCGGAAGGCUAUAUAGAUUAUCCUCGCAUGGAGUCGAAAGCGAGUGUGGUUACAACGAACGCAUCGGAAGUAUCGAACAAAACAUAUGAUUACAUUAUUGUAGGAGGUGGUCUAACAGGUUUAACCGUUGCCUCGCGCUUAACGGAAGACCCCAAAGCUGAAGUCUUGGUUAUCGAAGCUGGGCGAGACGACCGAAAGGAUCGCCGAAUAUACGACAUGUUCUCGUACACACAAGCAUUUGGGACUGAUAUGGACUGGGAUUGGCCUGUUGUCGACCUAGACAAAAGGAUUAAGGGGGGAGAACAUUAG
This is a messenger RNA of Rhizoctonia solani, 1314 nucleotides long. Its product is annotated as NADH:flavin oxidoreductase/NADH oxidase. The transcript is spliced from 8 exons. The record is from RefSeq and is a predicted model, not a curated record. Gene Ontology annotation, molecular function: NADPH dehydrogenase activity; FMN binding. Lineage: Eukaryota; Fungi; Basidiomycota; Agaricomycetes; Cantharellales; Ceratobasidiaceae. Bases 1 to 1314 code for a protein of 437 amino acids.